This is a messenger RNA of Anolis sagrei ordinatus, 538 nucleotides long. Its product is annotated as lens fiber membrane intrinsic protein-like. NCBI's taxonomy places the organism in Eukaryota, Metazoa, Chordata, Lepidosauria, Squamata, Anolidae. Gene Ontology annotation, molecular function: structural constituent of eye lens. Gene Ontology annotation, cellular component: plasma membrane. The record is from RefSeq and is a predicted model, not a curated record.
GAUGUACAGCUUCAUGGGUGGAGGCUUGCUCUGUGCCUCUGUGGGGAACGUCCUCCUGGUGGUGUCUACAGUGACCGACUAUUGGAUGCAGUACCGGUUUGCUGGCACCUUUGCUCACCAGGGGCUCUGGAGGUACUGCUUUCCUGGUAAAUGCUACAUGCAGAUGGAGAGGAUCGUCUUAUUCCCUUCAGUCUACUGGAACACCAUCCGGGCCUUCAUGAUCCUUUCUGCCCUCACUUGUUUUGCUGGCGUCAUUACGGGGAUUCUCUCUUUCGCCCAGCUCUCCACUUCUCAGCGCUUCAAUAGGUCCUUUGUGGCUGGCGUCCUGUUCUUUGUGUCUGCACUGUUCAUAGCUUUAGCAAUGGGCCUUUACACCGGAGUCACCGUCAAAUUCCUGGGCAAACGGUUUGGAGAUUGGCGCUUCUCCUGGUCCUACAUCUUGGGAUGGGUUGCCCUCUUGUUGACUUUCUUUGCAGGUAUCUUUUACAUGUGUGCCUACAAGAUUCACAAAUGCCAGCGCUUAGCUGGCAUCUGCUAA